AUGGAUGAAAGCCAUUCAAGAGACCGUCCACCAGCACCACAUUCUAUCAAAAUUCCAUUUGAAAUUGUGAGAUUUCAAUCGACACAUGAUCUGGGAGGAGUCGAAUGGCAACUCUCGUUUCGAAAAUCUCCGGUCCACCAAUACAACCAACUCGAGCUGUCCACAUUUUGUCUCGUAGAAGAUGAACUUGUCCACGUGGAGAUGGAGGUGUAUGUCCCACAACUUCUACCGAAUCGAAUGAAUUUUUGGCACGUCUUCGACACUGAACGAUACUCGUUUGCAAUACCAUUUGGCGCCGAGAAAAUAGAUCCAAAAGAUGAUCCACAAUUGGAGCACCUAGUUGAAGGACCAUCAAUUCGAAUCUCAGUGAAUCCAAAGAUAUGGAGAUACAGAAAUUGGCAGUUUCCAUUUGCAGAUGUGGUUUUGAAAGUGGGAAAUGAAGAGUUGUAUGUGAAUAGAACGAUCCUGAGCGCUGUUAGUCGCUUCUUCAAUUAUAUAAUGCAAAGCAGUAGACUGAAACAGAUGCACGAUCACCAGGUUUUAUAUGUCAAAGGAGUUUGUUUUGAUGAUCUGUACGAUUUGAUGGGAUACAUUUAUCAUGGAUGGGAUUUUGAUACUGAUCGCUCAUUGCAUCUUCAAAGAGUUGCUGAACAGUUUGGGAUGUUUGUGGAUGUUUCACCGACAAACACAUUCGAAGAAAGAAUCCGCUCAGAAUACUUUAAUCCUGAUCCACGAAAAAAGAACAUGACAGCUUUGGUAGAACAAAGAGCCGACAACAAGCCCAUAUUCUUUGGUCAUGACCAUUCUCCAUUUCUAGAGGAAGAGCUCAUAAGACUCUUUGAGGAACGAAGAAACCAAGCGGCACAAGCUUCUCCAAUCUCUCCUCGUUCUGUAAGCGUGGAACCUCCUCCGGUCUAUCGUGAAGCAUUACAAGAAUUCCAAAUGGAAGUCGACGAAGAUGACGUUGAGCGAGUGAGGGAAGAUUCUGAAUCGCUUGACUCCGAAUCGAGUAGCUCUAUGUCGAGUAUUUAUACAACACCAAUGGAAGCGAGUCGAUGGAAUGGCUUUUGUGGAAUUACUUUGACAUUCAAUUCUCUAGGUGUUAAUAAGAGAUUUCGACAAGGAACAUGUUCAGUUCAAUCUGCCUAUGGAGCUUGGGACUUUUAUUUCUACAAAUCAACUCUCAACAAUGAAGAUUACAUGUCGUUUGGGGCAUAUGGCACUCAAUUGGACUACUAUGGAAUCAGUGAAGCUGAAUUUCGAAUCAGAAUCGAUGGAGUCAACACGAUCCCGUUGUUCAAAAAGUUAAUUCGAUUUGUCUCCGUUGAUAACAAUGCGAUUGGAUGUCCAAACUUUUUACGCUGGAUUGAUGUUCGGAACUAUUCGGAUGGUCAAGGAUUCGUUGCAAUUUCCGUUGAAUUCAGACUCCAAAAAGCUGGAAACGGUGCUUAUAUAGCAAAUCAGUUUUCUGGAGAAAAAGAUGAGCUGGUUUCGGUGGAAGGUGAACUGAUUCCAGUUAACAAGGAUGUACUAUCAGAAGCGUCACCCGUUCUCAAGGAACUAUUCAAUUCGCGUUUUCCCUUUAUCAAGUCGCCAUUUGAAAUUGAAAAAGUCAGUUGCAGACAUUUUCUAAUCAUGUUGGAAUAUAUUUAUAACAAAAGAUGCAAAAUUGACGAUUAUGAGUUUCAUAAAAUGAUGUCAGUUGCACAAAGGUUCCAAAUAAAAGGAAUGCCAGAACAAAUCAUUCGAGACUACGUCCGUCUUCAGAACCUUUCAGAAAACGAAGCAUACGACUUUGCUCUGUUCUUCGGGUUGGACACCAUGAUGAUUCACUACUACAGUCAAAAAGCUGAUUUGUUUUACGAUAAUAGAAAAUCAAUAAUUCGACACUCACUCUGGAAUAAUCCUGUAAAACCUACGCGUCCAUGGAUUCCAUUGUGUGAAAUUGCUAAAGGGGAUGUUAGCGUUGUUUUUAAAGUGAUUGAUCUAGAAGGGACAUCGUUAGCAGCUAUGAAGGUCGAAAAAAUUCCUCAAAAAGAGAAAAAACUCAAAAAGAAGCAUAUUGAAAAGGAUAUUCUGGAGGUACUCCAAGAGAGUCCCCAUUCUCUUCAUCUUAUUGCUCACUCUUAUGUCAAUCACAUUCGAGUUACCGUAAUGACUCUAGCUGGUCCUUCACUCGGAGUUAUCAAGCGAUUGAUGAACAACAAGUUCAGUGACUCUACUAUUCUUCGUCUGGCGAUUCGAACUCUUCUAUCUCUCAAAGAUCUUCAUGAACACGGCUACAUUCAUCGGGAUUUGGAACCAGACAACAUUGCGCUCUCCUACUGUAAAUCUUCUCGAAGUGUUUAUCUUUUGGAUUUCGGACAGGCCAGAGAGUACGCAAGAAUCGAUAAAGGGAAAUGGAUCCUGAGAGCUGCUAGAGACAAAAUCCCGUUUAAAGGAUCCGUUCAGUAUUGCUCACCCAAAAUGCACGAUGAGAAGGAAUUGGGAAGAAUCGAUGAUCUCUGGUCGUGGUUGUAUAUUUUCAUGGAAAUGCGCGUCUUUCUUCCAUGGACUGAUUCAACAUUGUCUAGCUAUUUUGCUUCGAGAAAACGGACUGAGCUGGAGGAGACUCUCAAUUCUGAUCCAUUCCUGACCACCUUCCUCCCCAUCGUCAAGAUCAUGAAAACCUCAGAGUUUGCUGAUCGUCCAGAUUAUUUUAAAAUCUACGAGAUUUUGGCUGAAAAAAUGAUUCAAAUUGGAGUCAAAUGGACCGAUCCUAUGGACUACGACAUGAUCACUGCAAGACACAAUUUCUUCUCAACGACUCUGAUGAAUGAGGAGAAGAUGACCGAGGAGCAGUUGGCGGCUGCUUUCCAGGAGACCAUCGUUCCAGGAGGAUCUCAAUAUGUGAUUGGUCCUAAUGUUCCGUUUUAUGGAGUGGAGAAGGAAAAGACAAAGGAGGAGAAGGAAAAGGAAAAAGAGAAGGACGAUGAAAAGGAAAAGAAGAAAGAAAAAGAAAAGGAAAAAGAGAAAGAGGUUGAGAAGAAGAAAGAGAAGGUUGCUGAAAAACCGAAGGAAAAGGAAAAAGAAAAGCCAAAGCCGAAAGAAAAGGGGAAGAGCAGAGAAGUGAUUGCGAAGGAUAAAGAUAGAAAGAUGGGAUCUCAAGAGAAAACCACCGACAAAUCUUCGGAUGCUCCUAGCAAGAACAUUGUAGAAAAGACGAGCAAGCAACAGAAGACCGCAAAGCAGGCAGUUCCCCCGCUUCCCAAAAAGAACACGAAGACCAGCUCGACAAGUUCUGCGAGCCAUCAGACUCCACCGUCGGUGGCAGAAAAGCCUCCGUCAUCUCUUCCAUCUCAUCCUCCACCACGUUCGAUGAAGAAGAAGCCAGCGAGGACUCCUGCGAAACUGAAACUUAAAGCUAACUAG
Messenger RNA from Caenorhabditis briggsae, 3411 nucleotides. Gene Ontology annotation, molecular function: protein serine/threonine kinase activity; protein binding; ATP binding. Gene Ontology annotation, cellular component: cytoplasm; nucleus. Gene Ontology annotation, biological process: peptidyl-serine phosphorylation; signal transduction. Bases 1 to 3411 code for a protein of 1136 amino acids. NCBI's taxonomy places the organism in Eukaryota, Metazoa, Nematoda, Chromadorea, Rhabditida, Rhabditidae. The transcript has 14 exons. The record is from RefSeq and is a predicted model, not a curated record.